AUGGUUCUAGUCUCCGUGUGGGAGCUGAUAUUCUGUUUAAUGCUGAUGGCGUGGUUGUCUCUGGGAUUAGUUGAAGACGUCCACCACCACGCUCUGAUCAUUGCGCGGGGCCAUACUCUUUCGACUAAAGACGUUCUAGCCAACGCUCUCGGAACAAUGGCGACUAUGACACUAAGGAAUAUGUACCGAAGACAGCGCCACGUCCAGCGACAAAGGACCACCCCGGAGAAGCGCAUGGAGGCGCUAGGGUAUCGUUACAACAUUGCUCUGAGCAUCAUGGGGUAUCACGUUGAAUCUACUGGAAGUGUCAAAGUGUUUCAAGGCAGCAGUGAAGCAAACGGCACCCGUUUCUUCAAUUUAACUAUCAACAAGACAAACCCACGCGCAAGCCAAGGCGAGAAGCGCGCACUAUUGCAAAUGUAUCUCGUAGCGGAGCACGCAAAAAUUGAUCCGCAUACAACAGUGUGGCCGCGUAUUGGAGCACUGGAGCCCAUCUCGAUCUGGAAAAGUCUUGCGCUGUAUUCAUGUGGGGCUAUGGGUGGUGGUCUUGUCGCACUCUCAGUUUUUCUAUCGGAAGAUGCCUCCGGAGCUGCAGAAACCGCUGUAUCGGCACUUUUAACGAGUAUUUUCUUUAGUGGGGUUCAUCUGUGCUGCUGCCAACGCCAAUUGCUGAAAAGUAUCGUGACGUCAUUCCAUUUCCUCUUCCUGCUGUUUCAGAUUGUAGCAAUUGGCGUGUGCGUCGUGGAUAUGCUCAGCUGGCGGUGGCACUGCGCGUGCGGCGUCAUGUGCAGCGGCGUUUUGGCGUUUACUGUCCUGACUAUCGACGCGCUCACUCCGGUCAUGAAGCAGCGGCUUCGGUUCAACUACUGGAUGGUGGUUGGCGGAAUUGUGCUCUUCUGGCUCGUACAGAUGGAGCUUCUGCUUGACGUCUUGGUGCUGGGUCAAUUGGAUCUGAAAGACCGAGUUUCCUUGGAUUUUGUAGUUCUUGGAACACAUUCCCAGUUUCACGUGGCGCCGUUUCUUCUCAGUCGCGUGGUUACAGUUCUAGUGUGGGCCGUACGCUACGUGUUUGUGGCGCUGACCCACCACAACGACAACGCGCUUGUGCUGCUCCGAGGGAAUGUUGAGUUUGAUUAUGAAAAUUGGAAGAGACUGACGAGUUAUGGACCUGUUGAGCGUCAAAGAGGAUGA
Messenger RNA from Phytophthora sojae, 1191 nucleotides. RefSeq lists its product as hypothetical. Lineage: Eukaryota; Oomycota; Peronosporomycetes; Peronosporales; Peronosporaceae. The transcript has a single exon. The record is from RefSeq and is a predicted model, not a curated record. Bases 1 to 1191 code for a protein of 396 amino acids.